AACGUCAAACUUGUUUUCAUUUUAACUGUCAGACUGCGCCUAUUUUGAGGUUAAAUCAUAUUUGGAUUUAAUUUAUUAAAAAAUGAAUAGGCAACUGCUAAAAGUGUUCAACCCUUUGAUUUCGGUAACGAGACCGAAAGGAUACAAAGCGCCAGGUGGAAUUCGAUAUCCAGGUGGCAUAGUGUACUACCCAAGAGAUCCAGACCACAAGGAUCCUGAACACACACCAUCAAAGUUAUUUAGAGUCGAACGUGUAAAAUCGUCCAGACACCAGCCAUACUGGCUUAAAGAUAUACUCAAAGAGAUGCACAUUUUGGAAGGAUGUGAAAACAGAGUAGCUAUAGUGAAGAACAUACCUGAAGUGAAUUCAAAGCUUUGGAAAGUUAAGCAUUUAGUGAAAAUAACACCAAUAGUAUUCCCAUAUGGAGAGCCUACUAAGGAUGAUAUCAACUACACAGUUGUAAAGGAAAAUGGCCAAUGUUUGGUCACUAAGAAGUUGGAACCAAAGGCCGAACAAAUUGAAGCAUUAGAACAAUUUGAAAACAGUGAAAAGAAAAUGAACUCCGAAACAUUAAAGAAGGAUUCAAGAUACAGAUGGAAUAAUGCAUUUACUGGAGGAUUUUAACUUAAUAACAAUGUAGAUUAGUUACUUAGCAGAUAUAUUAAACUUAUAUGUAUUACAAUCA
This is a messenger RNA of Helicoverpa armigera (cotton bollworm), 686 nucleotides long. RefSeq names its product large ribosomal subunit protein uL30m (gene mRpL30). The transcript has 3 exons. The record is from RefSeq and is a predicted model, not a curated record. Bases 83 to 625 code for a protein of 180 amino acids. Gene Ontology annotation, molecular function: structural constituent of ribosome. Gene Ontology annotation, biological process: translation. Gene Ontology annotation, cellular component: mitochondrion; large ribosomal subunit. Lineage: Eukaryota; Metazoa; Arthropoda; Insecta; Lepidoptera; Noctuidae.